This is a messenger RNA of Ogataea philodendri, 1029 nucleotides long. RefSeq lists its product as uncharacterized. Lineage: Eukaryota; Fungi; Ascomycota; Pichiomycetes; Pichiales; Pichiaceae. Gene Ontology annotation, cellular component: GET complex. Gene Ontology annotation, molecular function: ATP hydrolysis activity; ATP binding. The transcript has a single exon. Gene Ontology annotation, biological process: post-translational protein targeting to endoplasmic reticulum membrane. The record is from RefSeq and is a predicted model, not a curated record. The coding region runs from base 1 to 1029 and encodes 342 amino acids.
AUGGCUGAUUUCGAAGUCGACCCUAGUCUCAAAGACAUUGUGACUCACGAGAGUUUGAAGUGGAUUUUUGUUGGUGGUAAAGGAGGUGUUGGUAAGACGACGACAUCGUCGUCGGUUUCGAUCCAGCUGGCCUUAAACAACCCAAACAAGAACUACUUGUUGAUUUCAACAGACCCUGCUCACAACUUGUCGGAUGCGUUUGACCAGAAGUUUGGUAAGGAGGCACGUGUCGUGGAGGGAAUUUCGAACCUGUCUUGUAUGGAGAUCGAUCCUUCCUCGUCACUGGAGGAGUUUGUUGCCUCAAACGGCACGGGUUUAGACCAAAACGACCCAUUGAACGGAAUGAUGAGCGAGGUGACCGGCUCGAUUCCCGGUAUCGACGAGGCGUUCUCGUUCAUGGAGGUCCUCAAACACAUCAAGAACCAGAAGAAUGAGGAUUCCUCGGUGAUCAAGUACGACACAAUCGUGUUCGAUACGGCCCCUACCGGCCACACGUUGCGGUUCUUGCAAUUGCCUUCCACUUUGGAGAAACUUCUCGGCAAGUUCAACGAGAUCAGCGGCCGUCUUGGUCCGCUGCUUAACAUGAUGGGCGGAGACCAAAAGACGGAGAUGUUCAACAAGCUGGCCGAGAUCAAGGCCCAGGUCACCGAGGUCAACAAACAGUUCCAGGACCCAGACCUCACCACUUUCAUUUGCGUGUGCAUCUCGGAGUUUUUGUCCUUGUACGAAACAGAAAGACUUAUCCAAGACCUCACCAAGUACCACAUGGACGUCAAUUCCAUUGUGGUGAACCAGCUGUUGUUUGCCGAGGGUGACGACUGCAAACGGUGCGCCUCGAGAUGGAAGAUGCAACGCAAGUACCUCGAUCAGAUGGACGAGUUGUACGAGGAUUAUCAUUUGGUGAAGAUGCCACUGUUGGGCAGCGAGAUCCGUGGUGUCAAGAACCUGAAGUUGUUUUCCAAGUUCCUGGUGGACCCUUACGAUCCAAAAGCCCACAAGGAUGUAGUUUUCGCGCUAGAAGAGAGAUAA